AUGGCCUUGGUGCUGGUCCCUGCCUUUUGCCUUCUGAGCGGAGGCGCCUAUGCCCAGAACUGGGGCGUGACAGUCGCACCAGGGCCCCUUGAUGAAUGGGUCGGCUCCUGCGUGACCAUCCCCUGCUCCUUCACCUACCCCGCAGGGUGGAAGGUCACGACCGUGAUCUGGUUCUGGACACGGGACAGGGAUCACCGGGACACGGAUCCAAUCGUGUAUCACUCGGACGAGGCUCGUGUCCACGCUGACUUCAAGGGGCGCGCCCGCUAUCUGGGGAACCUGCAGCACAACUGCUCCCUGCGGGUGGCGGGGCUGCGCCCCAGUGAUAACGGCACCUACCGCUUCCGGUUCAAAGUAGUGGGCGACGGCAGCAGCAGUGACGCAUGGACGGGUCAGCCAGGACAGCAGCUCAGUAUCUCCGCCCAUCCAUGCCGGCCCUCCCUGGGGCGCCGAAUGGAACCGGGACCCUGCCUCACCUGCUCCGUGAGGGCCAAGUGCCCCCAUCGCCCCUCCUGGUACGACCGAGAUGGCGCGCGGCGGAGCCCAGAGCAAACCUCGGACGGGGCUGGGGUGACCGAGCUGCGAAUAUCCCCGUCCCAGCUGGACCCCGGCACGGCGCUGAGAUGCCAGGUGGAUGGAUACAGGGAUGAGUGUGACUCUGACCAAUCCCAGCCCCUGGAGACAGCCACCCCCAAGUUUCCCAGGGUCGAGGUUUCGUGGCCAGCAGGGAAGGCAGCGCUAAGGGAAGGCGACAAUUUUACCCUGCGCUGCCGGGCUGCUGCCCUGCGGCCCGUCGCCAGGUACGUCUGGUCCCGCGGGGACGUGUGGCUGCCAGAAGCCAAGAAGGACUUACGUGUUGACAAGGCAGCCGUCUCUGACGGAGGGAGCUACGCGUGCGGGGUCUGGGUCUCCGACCCCGGCUGGGGAUAUCUGAGCCUCUCUGCGAGGGAAUCGGUCGAAGUUCAGCUCCCCGGGGCACCCGCAUACAUCAUAGGACCUACAGUUGUGCUUCUCCUAUUACUGCUGGUGGGGCUGGUCGGCGUCAUAGCUUGGAGGAAGAGGCGGAGCAAACGCCAGGGAAUGAGCAGCAAUCCGCACCCGCCGGGCCCGAAGGAGACCCCGAUGUCUGAUUGCAUCUAUGAGAACACCCAGCACUCUGGCUUGGGGCAGCCAGCCCGCCUGGCCCCCCCCGGGCUCCCCAGCGCAACCACCGAGGUGUGCCCGGGCUCUCCGGCCAGCACCAGGCAAUCCCACAUCUACAGCCAGCCAAUGAACAUGGGCAAAGUACCACAGGGAGACCCGGACGAGGUCCACUACUCGGCCAUCCAGCUGCAGCCUCCCCUCCGGAGAGCGGAGCCUGAAGCCGACCUCACCUGCGAAUACGCUGCUAUUAAGUGCUAG
Messenger RNA from Emys orbicularis (European pond turtle), 1401 nucleotides. Its product is annotated as sialoadhesin-like. The coding region runs from base 1 to 1401 and encodes 466 amino acids. The transcript has 9 exons. NCBI's taxonomy places the organism in Eukaryota, Metazoa, Chordata, Testudines, Emydidae. The record is from RefSeq and is a predicted model, not a curated record.